Messenger RNA from Cajanus cajan (pigeon pea), 840 nucleotides. The record is from RefSeq and is a predicted model, not a curated record. NCBI's taxonomy places the organism in Eukaryota, Viridiplantae, Streptophyta, Magnoliopsida, Fabales, Fabaceae.
GUUUCCUCCACGUUUAAUAGGCAUUCGAUGGUUGAAGGAUGCUAAAAAUUCAGUUUAUAUGUCUUAUGAGACGGGAUAAUUCUAAUGAUAUGAUUAUUACUGUGCGCUUUGGGGUUUUAAGUGAAUGUUUUAAUAGACUUGGUCACCUUGCCUCAAAGAGUCGUGAAAGUUAUAAUUUCAUAAGGAAUGAAAUUUUGAAGCUUACUGAUAAGUUACAAAAAGAAGUUGGUUUGCACCACAAUGGAUAUGAUGCUAGUAAUGAUUAUUGUGACCCCCUUGUUGUUAAGACAAAAGGUGUCCCAUCAAAGAAAAAUGUCAAGAAAAAGAGUAGGAAGUGUUCUAAUUGUAACUUAACUGGUCAUGUAGCUUCAACAUGUCCUAUCCUCCUUUUCAUGGAUUAUGACUUUAGUUCCAGUGAGGAUACUACAGAAUUGGAUCAUGCUGGUGUUAUAAAUAGUGAUCAAAGAAGUCGACAACAGAUGUUAAACUUUCAAUAUCCACAAUACUUGCCAAUAAAUGAGAAUUAUCGUUUGAUGAACAUGGCUGGUGCAUCUAGUUGGUCUGACUUACUUCAAAAUGUUAUGAAUGGGGGCACUGAAACAAGUAAAAAACCAGGGUAGAAAAUGGUGAUUUCUUAGCUUUAGAUGCUAAAUUUUACAAGCAACAAUGGUUUUGCUUUGACUAGAACGGACGUUGAGACAAUGUUGUUAGUUUGCCAUGCAAAAUUAUAAGUGAAUUUUGAAAUUUAAACAUAUUUAAAUUUUAUAUUGUGAAAAAAUGAUUGUCCUACACUUAUUUUGAAAUGAUAUUCAGCCAAAAUUUUAAAUACUUAUGACUUUA